This is a messenger RNA of Sebastes umbrosus (honeycomb rockfish), 2911 nucleotides long. It is a transcript of the gene rras2, whose product is annotated as RAS related 2. The record is from RefSeq and is a predicted model, not a curated record. NCBI's taxonomy places the organism in Eukaryota, Metazoa, Chordata, Actinopteri, Perciformes, Sebastidae. Gene Ontology annotation, biological process: signal transduction. The transcript is spliced from 6 exons. The coding region runs from base 399 to 1007 and encodes 202 amino acids. Gene Ontology annotation, molecular function: GDP binding; GTPase activity; GTP binding. Gene Ontology annotation, cellular component: plasma membrane.
GUAAUGUAGGUGGGGUGUUGAGCCUGUAGAAGUUGCCCCUAGCGCCAGACACCAGUACUGGUCUGGCUCAUUAUUACUCUACUAUCGGAUCCACAGUGAGAACAUCGCAGCAGUGUUGAGAGGCAGAAACACUGAGGCCAGGCGUCUGUGGACAGGAGCCACACAGCUCCAUCUCUCUCUCUCUCUCCCUACACCUCCUGCACUAAACGGACUACAUUUCGAGCAGCAUAUAUCUGGUCUCUUCUCCUCCUCCUCCUCCAGAAGGCUCGGGUCUCUCCUCUCUCUCUCUGCAGGGCCUCUCUCUUCAGUCUUACAGCAGUAUAUAGAAGUGGGUGUUUGCUGCUGCUCUCUGGUUGUUCCGGCAGCAGGCGGCGGCGGAGCGCAGCGAAGAGUCCGCGAUGGCAGGCUGGAAGGACGGCUCGGUGCAGGAGAAGUACCGGCUGGUGGUGGUCGGAGGCGGUGGUGUCGGGAAGUCAGCGCUGACUAUCCAGUUUAUUCAGUCGUACUUUGUCACCGACUAUGACCCCACGAUUGAAGACUCUUAUACCAAGCAGUGUGUGAUUGACGAAAGGGCGGCCAGGCUUGACAUCCUCGACACGGCUGGACAGGAAGAGUUUGGAGCCAUGAGAGAACAAUACAUGAGGACAGGGGAGGGCUUCCUGCUCGUCUUCUCAGUCACUGACAGAGGAAGCUUUGAAGAAAUCUACAAAUUCCAAAGACAAAUCCUCCGAGUGAAAGACAGAGAUGAAUUCCCCAUGAUCCUUGUAGGAAACAAAGCAGAUCUGGAACUACAGAGACAAGUAACCCAGGAAGAGGGCCAGCAGCUGGCCAGACAACUGAAGGUCACAUAUAUGGAGGCUUCAGCCAAAAUCCGUAUGAACGUUGACCAGGCUUUCCACGAGCUGGUUAGAGUAAUCAGGAAAUUCCAAGAACAGGAAUGCCCCCCGUCGCCAGAGCCUACGAGAAAAGAGAAGGACAAGAGCGGCUGCCAUUGUGUGAUCGUCUGAGUCGGCCUUAAUCACUGUAACUCAUGCAGCUAUACCCCCCCACCCACUCUGCCUAACAUCACAUCCUCAGUGGAUGACUGACCGCUGCCUUCUCCACGUGCAUGACUUCAGACAGCCUUUUCUGAGAUACUCUGACCAGGAGCUGCUGUCCCCGGGACAUCACUAUGGACAACUGACAAUGCCAAAUUUUAACACCACUCUACCUUCAGCCGUAAUCUAAGUCACACGAGAGAGUCCCAACACUAAACAUUGCCUUCUGAAUCAGCCUGACAAAUUAAUGUUUUGUACUCUGAAGGACUUCUCUUGCCUUGUAGUGACAUUUGUACUUGCUACCGAGAUUGAAUGAAAACUAUAUAUAUAUAUAUAAAUAUAUAUAUAUAUCUCCAGAAUGUUUCUUUAGUUUCCGGUGUCUGACCAGAGCAGAGAGAUUAUGAAGCUUUGUGUAUGUCGUGCCAUAUCCACCUUUACUCCCAUGUGCUAAUCUGCUACUGUACAUAUGUGACAUUUGUUGUGAUUUUCAAAGUGUACUUCUAAUGAUCUAUUAAAUCACCACAGUACAGUGUGUGAGGUUGAGUUUGGUUUUACAUAUAUGAAAGUGAAUAUAUAAGUAUGUAUAUAAAUAUAAAGCCUAGCGAGCCCUUAAAGCUACAAUGAUAGAACUUUCUGGCAUCCUGCAGUGGAUUCUUCUUCUUCUACUACUUCUUCUUCUUCGUCUGUGGUUUCUGCUUUCAUCUCAAUUGCCAAAUAUGGAGUGUCUACUGUAUUUGAUUUUUUUUUUUUAAAGUCUUAUAGAUUGAAGCAUUUUUAUCCGACGCCAUCUCCUCAUUGUACCGAAAGUAGCAAAUUUGUCUGAAUUUCUUCCCUCGAAGGUGGCGGUUCAGUCAAAAUUGGACAUUGUUUCAGAUUUCUAAGAAGCAGUAGAUGAUUUUAUUGGUAGCACAUUGUGUAUCUUUGACGACUAACAUGAUUUCAGAUCAAAACACUGUACGCUCUUUAUUCAACUUUUGACAGUAAUCAAAUCCAUUUUGUUGCAAAUCAAGAGGCUUUCAGUUCAGAUCAUUCCAAUGUAAUGCAUCUUUUCUGUCAAACAUUUAGAUCAAAUACCUGUUAUAUCAUUCCAAUAACACAGUGGCAAUGUAUUUGUUUUGUGUCUUUCAAUUAUUGUUACAUUACUUUCCCCCCCUCGAUGAUCUGUCGCUUGGAAAACCAGGACAAGUGGAAGAAGCAUCAUCGUAAAACAGCCAAUGGGACAUGAACUCAGCGGACCUGACGCCUGUGGAGCUAUCAUCACCACCACACUGUUCUGCCUUCCCGUUCCACUCCUGUACUUCUGUUCGGGCUUAUAAAUGAAGUACCGCAGUUUGUUUUUCAUGUCAUCAUCUUGUAAUAUAAAACAACAAGAAAAUCAGAUGAUGGAAGUAAUGGACUUGAUUAAAUGUUUCUACUCUACUUUUAUACAUUAUUUUCUUAUCAAACUAGUUGACAAGUAUUUUUAUAUGUUUAUAAGUGAAUACACGUUCACAGCAUGGCUGUGUAUAUAUGUAAAGAGGGAUAUUUAAUUCUCUUAUUUGAAACUGAAGAUGACUGUUGGCCCAAAUUUACUAAAUUGGAUUCUUUACCCAGAUGUGACCGAGAAUGUUAUUUCUUGCUUAGUGAUGGAGAAUAUAUUUAUGUUUGAGGCGAGGUGGGAGAGGGUCUUAGAAAUGAUUCUGGUCUUUACAUAUAGGAGCUUAAAACCACAUGAAUCUAUUAUUAUAAUCACUGAGAUUUGAAACACCUACUUCCCAGCUUAUUGCAAAUCCUAGUGUGCAUCCAAAUCAUACUGUUUUUUGUUUUCUUCCAUAUCAGUGUCUUUUGCCCUGUGUCUAGCUUUUGGUGCUAAAAUAAAAUCUGUCAUUGAGCCA